AUAAUACCCAAAGUCAGUCUAUAACUAAAACGUACGCAUGCAUUUUCUCUUCCAAGCCGAAAGAGGGUGAUAUUGCCCUCAUAUAGUUGUUUACUUCCGGUUAGCAUAGGCCACACGUGGGUAAAGGAGUUCUUCGGAGUACAGCGUUGCCAUCACUCGCAACAGCCCACAUGUCGAAAAGAAAAAGAGAAAAAUUGGAUGAAAAGGCCGUCUCUGAAGCAGGAGACAUGGAGACAGAUAAAGUCCAGGAUCCUCCGCCGGAGACCAGACGGACUCGCAGCGGCCGCACUGUGCGUCCUCCUGUAGCACAGUUGGAAUCUAAGAAACCGGCGACGACUUCCACCCGAAGAACCAGGAGGUCUGUGCUCCAGGAACUGCCUGUAGAGCAGGAGAACACCGACAAGCCUGAGCAAAAACUCGAAAUCUGUCCUGAGGAGAAUUCGGAGAUUUCCAGUGAACCGGUGCCAGAGCAGACUGAGAGAAUUGAGAGUACUGACGCUGGGGACGUUGAUCAGUCCAGUUCACCAGAUCCAUCUGCACCAGCAUCUAGGGAUACCGCAGAAAAGGUGCCAGGAAAGGAUAAACCACGUCUGGGUCAAAGUGCGAAACAGAAUCCAGUUAUUCCACUGGGAAAGCCAAAGUCAGGAAGAGUGUGGAAGAACCGCAACAAGCAGAGGUUCUCUGCCCUGCUGAGAGAUAAGCCACUGUGCUCCUCCUGGGACAAGAAAAUGAAGGCCAAGCAAGAGAAGCAGCUGGUGAAACAGUUUGCUUUGCAGCUGACGGAGGAGAAAGCAAAACAGAAGGAGGAAAAGAGAAAGCGGAGAGAAGACAACUUAAAACGGCGAGCAGAGAACGAACGUAAAGCAGAAAUUGUGCAAGUGAUCAAAAACACAACAAAGAUCAAGAGGAUGAAGAAGAAACAGCUGAGGAAGAUCGAGAAGAGAGACACGCUGGCUAUGCUGCAGAAGACACAGAAGCAGAACUCCAAAACCAAAGGGCAAAAAAGCAACACUGGCAAAGAGCUGACGUGAAGACUGAAAAUAAACACAUCUGUACACGAAAAAGUCUGAAUAUAUUAUGCCUUAAUUUGUGGUUUUCAGCUGUAACAGUCAGGGAUGAUUGAGAAUUUUGUUGUAAAACCAGGAUUAACGACCAAAAGUUAUAUGUUUUGUAAUUCAAGAGUUUGUGUGUCAGUAAAACAACACGUUUCACCAA
This is a messenger RNA of Cynoglossus semilaevis (tongue sole), 1215 nucleotides long. RefSeq names its product coiled-coil domain containing 86 (gene ccdc86). The record is from RefSeq and is a predicted model, not a curated record. The transcript has 5 exons. Bases 171 to 1031 code for a protein of 286 amino acids. Lineage: Eukaryota; Metazoa; Chordata; Actinopteri; Pleuronectiformes; Cynoglossidae. Gene Ontology annotation, cellular component: nucleolus.